Messenger RNA from Hyaloscypha bicolor E, 168 nucleotides. RefSeq lists its product as uncharacterized. NCBI's taxonomy places the organism in Eukaryota, Fungi, Ascomycota, Leotiomycetes, Helotiales, Hyaloscyphaceae. The transcript has a single exon. The record is from RefSeq and is a predicted model, not a curated record. The annotation marks the transcript as partial. Gene Ontology annotation, molecular function: protein dimerization activity.
CAAACUAGCUAUCCUAAUUUUAGUUAUAUAGCAUUGGAUAUCUUAAGUAUUCUUGCUAUGUUAGUUGUCCCUGAGUAUCUGUUUUCUAGCACCAAGUUUCUAAUUUCGGAACUACAAAAUAAACUCGGUGUAGAUAUUAUUAAGGCCUUUGAGUGCUUGAAAUUGUGG